GUGAGGAAAAGCGCUCAGUGAAGCCACAGCACUUCAUGUGGCAAUCUCCAAUGCAGUUCUACCUGAACUGGUUUUCAAGUUUUACUGUCAGGGGGUGAGCUCCUGAGGAACGAAUGAAGAAACAGAUUUUGCUUCUUUUCACAUUCAGAGGAACUGUAAGAAAAGGAAAAAAAGGUAAAAAGAGAAAAUGGCCAAUUUCAUAUUACGGAAAGCUGAAUCCAAGGACGUGUCGGAUAUACUGCGACUCAUAAAGGAACUUGCCAAAUUUGAAGAGAUGGAGGAGCAAGUCAUACUGACCGAGAAAGAUCUGCUUGAAGACGGCUUUGGGGAUCAUCCAUUCUAUCAUUGUUUUGUUGCUGAAGUUCCUAAAGAACACCAGAGCUCAGAGGGAUACACUGUGAUUGGCUUUGCCAUGUAUUACUUCACAUACGACCCUUGGAUUGGAAAGCUACUCUACUUGGAGGACUUCUUUGUCAUGAAGGCGUUUAGAGGUCUUGGCAUUGGUUCACAGAUCAUGAAAGUCCUAAGUGAGAUGGCAGUGAAGACCCGAUGCAGUAGCAUGCACUUCAUUGUGGCAGAAAACAACAAGCAGUCUAUUGAGUUCUACAAACGCCGGGGAGCAUCUGAUCUUUCCUUCCAGGAGGGCUGGCGUCUUUUUGCGAUUGACAAGGAAGACCUGGUGAAAAUUAAUGAUAAAUAGAGCUGGCCGACUUGCUGACCUACCCAUGAGUAAUAGCAGCGAUUCCUUUUGUUUUCAGUUUUGUUUUGUUUUUGGUUUUUAUGCAAUGGUUUCAAUAAAUACACUAAGCAAUUAAUUACUCUGCCUGUCCACACUUUUGAAGUUU
Lampris incognitus (smalleye Pacific opah) is the source of this 845-nucleotide messenger RNA. Its product is annotated as diamine acetyltransferase 1-like. The record is from RefSeq and is a predicted model, not a curated record. Gene Ontology annotation, molecular function: N-acetyltransferase activity. Lineage: Eukaryota; Metazoa; Chordata; Actinopteri; Lampriformes; Lampridae. The coding region runs from base 188 to 700 and encodes 170 amino acids. The transcript has 6 exons.